Molecule: messenger RNA, 8031 nt
Organism: Monopterus albus (swamp eel)
Lineage: Eukaryota; Metazoa; Chordata; Actinopteri; Synbranchiformes; Synbranchidae
Product: mediator of RNA polymerase II transcription subunit 13-like
Biological process (GO): positive regulation of transcription by RNA polymerase II
Cellular component (GO): mediator complex
Molecular function (GO): transcription coactivator activity
Source: RefSeq, a predicted model, not a curated record
ACUGUGAAGUCAUGGAGCUACUUGAAGCCAGAUGACGCCCCCAUUACCACAAAUUGGCCAAUGGGAGUAGAGAGGCAGUUGUCCUCCUGGCCGCCAUUAAAGAAUUCAAUCCAUGGACUGAAAUAAUGGAAAUUUGCGGGACCUAUGGAGCAGACAGAGAAUAGUAACCGAUGAAUUAUCUUAAUGAUCUCACGUUUCGUCCGUUUUAAGAGGGGGUUUACUAUGACGGAGCACUGUGGUGGUUUUAGUGAACAGGAGGGCGGUGUAGCCAAUUGUUUUAUUUAGCUGGCAAGCUAGCGUUGAAGCGCUGGUAUGUUAGCUUGUGUGCUAGCAGGCUAGGAGAGAUCAGGGGGAGGGGAGAGUUCCUUUGCUUUGAAAUUGUUUCAGAUGAGCUAGCUAGCUAGCAUUAGCACUAGCGCACCAGAAACUAAGCUUUUGAGGUGAAGUUGUUUUUUUUUUUAGUUUUUGAUCUCGUAUAUUUUUUUGUGCAUAUAACUUUUUCUGGUGUUUGAUGUAACGUUAGUCUAUCCGGGUCAUGUUAAAGUUGACUAUUUGAAGUUAAGGUAAUGGAACAGGAAGCUUUCGGCUAAGCAGAUCAUACAAUACAUUUCAUAUAGGCUUGAUGAAUCGAAUAGCUAGAGGCUUACAGUUGACGCUAUCUGGUUGCCUGUCUAAGGCUAGCUUAGCGACCAGGCUAGUGGUAGCUAGCGCCGGUUAGAAGUUGUCUGACUAGCGGUCGCUAGUUGUAACGUUAGUCAGCAAGUUGGUCAGCGCUGUUAACGAGGUAAUUACAGCGGAACAUCGCUUUGUCAGUAGUUAACUGGAUCAGCUAUUGCUCCCGAUGGUGAUUGAGACAAUGGACUUUAACGUUACAACGACGCAGUGAAAGGAUGAGUUCGUGCUUUGUACCAAACGGGGCCAGUUUGGAGGACUGCCACUCCAACCUCUUCUGCCUGGCUGAUCUGACCGGAAUCAAAUGGCGGCGUUUUGUGUGGCAGGGACCCACCUCCUCACCCAUCCUUUUCCCUGUGACCGAGGAGGACCCCAUCCUGUGUAGUUUCAGCCGUUGCCUGGCGGCAGAUGUGCUGAGUGUUUGGAGGAGGCACCACACCCCUGGUCGCAGAGAGCUCUGGCUUUUUUGGUGGGGGGAUGACCCCAGUUUCGCUGAGCUUAUCCAUAAUGAGCUCUUAAGUGAGGAGGACGGUGAGUGGGAGAGUGGUCUGUCCUAUGAGUGUCGAACGCUCCUGUUCAAAGCCAUCCACAACCUGCUGGAGCGCUGUCUCAUGAACCGCGGCUUUGUUCGCAUUGGCAAGUGGUUUGUUAAGCCGUACCAGAAGGACGAGAAGACCAUUAAUAAAAGUGAGCACCUGUCUUGCUCGUUCACCUUUUUCGUACACGGUGACAGCAAUGUGUGCACAAGUGUGGAGAUCGCUCAACAUCAGCCUCUUCAGCGGCUGAGCGAGGAGCACCUCAGCCUCGCCCAGCAGAGCUCCAGCCCCCUACAAGUCAUCCUGAGCCCCUAUGGUUUGAAUGGGACCCUCACCGGCCAGGCUUUUAAGAUGUCAGACCAUCCUACUCAGAAGCUCAUUGAAGAGUGGAGGCAAUUUUAUCCCAUUGGCCCAAAUCCCAAGGAGGUCCAGGAAGACAAGCUGGAGGAUGCAGACUGGGAGGAUGACUCUCUGGCAGCUGUGGAGGUCCUCGUCGCGGGAGUGAGGAUGGUUUACCCUUCCUGCCUGGUGCUUCUGCCACUGUCGGACCUCCCUGCUGUGGUCCCUCAGGGCUCAGCUAACACCUCAGGAAGCAUGUGCAGCGCUCAGCAGGGCCAGGCUGCUCACAGAGAUCCCGCCAUGUCCUCUGUCACGUUGACUCCUCCAACAUCACCAGAGGAGGCUCAGACAGAUUACCAGCCUGCCCAGAGGUGGCUCAAGUUGUCCUCUGCCUCCGAUGGCUACAGUUCUAAUAACACUCUUCAUGGGGGUAAAAUCCCACGGAGGCUGGCCGGCCAGAUGGUUGAGUGUGUGUGGCAGGAAUGUAACAUAAACCGUACAGGGAACAAGAGAAAGUUUACUGCCUUGACAAAUGGAACCUCUGAGGAGGAGUUGGACAAAACUGAAUUUUGGGAUUUUGUGGAGCCAUCUCACAGGCUGCAUUGCAAUUGUUCGAGACAUAAGAAUCAGAAGCAGCGAUCAAGCAGCACCUCAGGACACACGCCUUUAUCAGGCCAGACUGUCCAGCCGACCCCCAAGCACAAGCUGGCCGAGAAGCUGGAGAAAGGGGAGAAGCAGCACAAGAGGCCACAGACGCCUUUUCACCACCGCAAUUCUGUGAGCGAGGAGCAGUCCCUGGAGCCACAGACCCAGAGGCUGUGUUUAAGAUCACAGGAGGAGGGCUCCUAUCCCAGCCUGCACCAUGUUGACACAGCACCCUCAAAAGCCCCCACGCUGCAUACACAUGGGCCUCCUGCAGACCUUGUCGGAUCCCCGCCUCCCCCUCCUCUCAGCCCACAUCCCUGCGAUCACGUAGAAGGUGACAUGACUCCCGGUGGCAUGAAGAAUUCAUCCACGCCCAUUCACCAACCGUUCUACCCGCCAUCUGUGGAACCCUGUCUGUUGCCACAGAAGUGCUCAUCUGAGGAGCCUCAGCUGGAGAACAUGCCUCUGCCCUUCCCCUCAGCCUACAAUGAAACCUUGGAACCCACUGUUUUUGUUGGUUCAGCCAUCAACCCCAAUGAGGACUCCAGCCACAACCCCUGGAAAUAUUUCAACCUUCCCAAGAGGAAGACGGCCAGCUUCCCGACACCCCAGUUACCUAUGGAUAAAGUACGAGAUGAUUAUGGUGGAGGGGGAGGAACAGAAAAUGUCAUUUCUGUCACUGAGGUGAUGUCGAGCUCUACUCAGCACCUGAAGGUGUCCCAGGAGCUGGUCAAGACAUAUGCCCAGCGGAGAAACAGCCAUCUUGCCUCCGCCACAGGAGAUGGAGAACACAUCGAGAAGCCCGAUCCUUAUGCGUUUGUAGACGAGCCGUUCAGUUUCACCGAGAAGAAGGACAAGCCUGGAGCUGAGAGAGAGGGCAACAAGAAACACAAGGUGGAUGAAGGAAUUGGAACAUCAGGAGAUGAUGGUCAGGGUCCAUCAGGCAGUAAAGCUUCAGCCUCCACCAGCCUCAUCCAUGAGAACGACUUGGCUGUGUCCUAUAGUGACCUGGAUAAAAUCUUCAAUUCAGACGAAGACGAGCUCACACCUGGAUCCAAAAGAGUUGGAGUCGGUACAGAGGACAAAUUUGGCAGUAAAGAGGCUAAACCAGCCACGCUGGACCCAUUGUCAUGCAUAAGUAAGAAUACUGUGCCACAGUUAGGUGUCAUACAUUGUUAGUUUAUACACUUUCAGGGUUACUCUCCCAUGAACAACGGGAGCAAGGAUAGCCUGGAAGCAGGGGUGGGUCUCACCCUGCUGGACGGCAGCCAGCUCAACAACCACUUCAAAAUGGAGGUGGAGGAGGGCUUCUGCAGCCCGAAGCCAUCUGAAGUAAAGGACUUUUCCUUCGUGUACAAACCUGAGACGUGUCAGUUGUUCAUUGGCUGGUCCAAUUACGCCAACCCCCCCCCCAGCCAGUGUCUGUUGCCUAUCAAACUGCCAGAAGACUGUGUGUACACCCCCAGCUGGACCCUGGGCAAAAUGGAGCUGAUACCCCCAGUGACAAACGUCAGUCUCCUCACCAAAGACAGUAACGUCCCCAGUGUGGAACCGGAUUACAGCCAGACCUACACCCCUCAGACCCACACGCCCUUCAUGUCCAGCAGUGCUCCUCCUAGCAACGGCGGCACUGGCAUCCUACCCUCCCCAGCCACGCCUCGCUUCUCCGUGCCCACCCCCCGCACACCACGUACUCCAAGGACGCCUCGAGGCCCGUCCAGCGUCCAGGGCUCACUCAAGUAUGACAACUCUGACCUUUACUCCCCUGCCUCCACGCCCUCCACUUGCCGCCCCCUCAGCUCCGUGGAGCCGGCCACCGUACCCUCAAUCCCUGAGGCUCACAGCCUUUACGUCACCCUCAUACUCUCUGAGUCUGUCAUGAACCUCUUCAAGGAUUGCAACUUUGACAGUUGCUGCGUGUGUGUUUGUAACAUGAACAUCCGAGGAGCAGAUGUAGGUGUGUACCUCAAGGACAACGGCGAGGCCCAGUACCCAUGCACUUGUGGCUUCAGUGCCGUCACCAAUCGGUGCUUUGGCCAGUCAGCUGGGCUCUUCCUGGAGGACGAACUGGACGUGGUGGGACGUGGCUCAGACGCAAGUCGGGACACUGAGCGGUGUUUCGAAGCGCUCCGAGCUUCCACAGUGCACAAGGCAGGCAGCCUGAAGGACAAGCCUCUAGAUGAGCUAAUCCUGCUGCUGCAAGACCAGUGUACCAACCCUUUUGCCCCGAUGGCAGGUGUGGAAUACCCCAAGCUGAGCUCAGCCCCCAGUUCCUUCAUGAGGGUCGGAGAGAGAGACUGUUUUAACGACUGCUACAUGGCACUGGAGCAUGGCAGGCAGUUCAUGGACAACAUGUCAGGAGGCAAAGUAGAUGAAACACUAGUGAAAAGCACUUGUCUUCAUCAGUGGUCAAAAUGCAAAUCAGCAGAUAUGGACAAGCUGUUCUCUCAGGACAUCCUGCGGGUGUUGUUGUCCCUCCAGCCUGUGCUACAGGACACCAUUCAGAAGAAGAGGAGUGUUCGUUCCUGGGGCGUUCAGGGACCGCUCACCUGGCAACAGUUCCACAAGAUGGCUGGGAGGGGAUCAUAUGGUACAGAUGAAUCACCGGAGCCUCUUCCCAUCCCGACUUUUUUGGUCGGUUAUGAGUAUGACUUUGUGGUGCUGUCACCUUUUGGGUUGCCCUAUUGGGAGAAGCUUCUCCUGGAUCCUUUUGGUUCUCAGAGGGAUGUAGGAUAUGUUGUGGUUUGCCCAGAAAAUGAGGCUCUGCUCCACGGGGCCAAGACCUUCUUCAAAGAUCUAAGUGCUAUGUAUGAGGCAUGCCAGCUAGGGCAACACAGGCCCAUCUGUAAGAGUCACCCAGAGGGUGUUUUGAAGGUUGGCACCACAGAAGGCAGGAGCAUGACAGAGCAGCCCCUUAGUGAAUGGUUCCUCAAGUUGUCUGCUAGAGAUGGAAACAAUGAAGCCUUUAAUAAGCUCAAACUCUUUGCUCAAGUGUGUCGCUAUGACCUAGCUCCAUACCUGUCAGAGCAGUCUCUGGAUAGCUCUCUGUUGUCCCAGCGCAGCCCAGCCAUGGCCGCAUCCUCCUGUCAGACGUCCAGCUCUUCCAGCACCUCCUCAGGACACCAGAACACCAACACUACGAGCUCGAGCACCAGCUCUGCCCAGCCUGCCCAGGUCAACAGCACCCCUCCCUCUUCCUCCUCAGGAUCUCAGACUAUCGGUGGGGUAGCCUCAGCCAAGCCGAGCUCCUUCUCAAUGUUUGGGACAGGGGGCUUACAGGGCAGCACGUCUCAGAAUGGACCCCAGUCAAAUCCACAGGGUGCAGGGGGGCUGGCUGAAAAUGGGCCCUCAGCCAACCAACCUCAAGGGCCCACUGAGACACCAGAGAGCACAAUGGAGAGAGACAAAGUGGGAAAGCCAACCGACGCAGAGUCCCACGCUGUGUCUUACCCGCCUGCUAUUGUGGUGUACAUAGUCGACCCUUUCAGCUACGAAGACGCAGACAGAGAGGUCCACUCUGGGACCUACACGCUCGGCCUGCUGCGCUGCUACAUGGAGAUGCUCCAACUCCUGCCUGCUCACAUCAGAAACGCUGUCUCAGUACAGAUUGUUCCCUGUCAGUAUCUGCUGCAGCCGGUGCACAGUGGGGAGCGCCACCUCUACAGCCAGCACCUCAAGUCGCUGGCCUUCUCUGUGUUUACUCAGUGUCGUCGGCCUCUACCCAACUCCACCAACUUUAAGGCUCUGACGGGCUUUGGCCCUGGUCUUGCUAUUGACAUGGCACUCAAGAACCCAGAGGUAGUUUCAUUGAUGCUCCUGUACACUCCACCCUUCAUUUUGGCUCCAGUGAAAGACAAGCAAACGGAGCUCGGGGAGACGUUUGGUGAAGCAUCCCAGAAGUACAACAUCCUGUUUGUCAGCUACUGUCUGUCCCAUGACCAGCGCUGGCUGCUGGCGUCCUGCACUGACCAACACGGAGAACUGCUGGAGACCUGCAUCAUCAGUAUUGAUGUACCCAACAGGGCUCGCAGGAAAAAGGGCUCAGCCAGACGACUGGGUUUGCAGAAGCUUUGGGAGUGGUGCCUCAGCCUGGUGCAGGUGACAUCGCUGCCGUGGAGGGUGGUCAUUGGUCGGCUUGGUAGAAUGGGCCACGGCGAGCUGAGAGACUGGAGUAUCCUGCUGAGCAGGAGGAACUUGCAGUCCCUCAGUAAACGUCUGAAGGAGACCUGUAGGAUGUGUGGCAUCUCUGCUGCUGACACUCCCAGCAUCCUUAGCGCCUGUCUGGUUGCCAUGGAGCCCCAAGGUUCCUUUGUCAUCAUGCCAGACUCUGUGUCAACAGGUUCAGUGUUUGGUCGCAGCACCACAUUGAACAUGCAGACAUCGCAGCUGAGCACUCCUCAGGACACCUCCUGCACACACAUCCUGGUGUUCCCCACCUCCGCCAUGGUGCAGGUCAACACUAACACUUCAGAGCCCAUCGACAUAAACUUCAAUCCCAUAAACCCUGAUGGAUCUGAUGGAAUGGGCCUCUUUGACCUGUUUGACAACGACAUGGUGGAUCCAGACCUCAUCAACAUCCUGCCCAACUCCCCCACUACCUCCCCUGUUCACUCUCCUGGCUCUCACUACCACCAGGGGGGAGAUGGAAGCAAGGGGCAGAGUGCAGACCGCAUGGAGUCGCAUGAGGAGGCUCUGAACAUCCUGCAGCAGCCCAUGGCUCUGGGCUACUUUGUCUCCACAGCAAAGGCUGGACCACUGCCCGACUGGUUCUGGUCGGCCUGCCCCCACGCCCAGAACCAGUGCCCACUCUUCCUCAAGGCCUCUCUGCACCUGCACGUGAACUCCGUCCAGUCAGACGACUUUCUGCAUAGUAAACACUCCCACCCCCUGGACUCAAACCACACCUCUGAUGUGCUCAGAUUUGUUCUGGAGCAAUACAACGCCCUCUCCUGGCUGACCUGCGACCCUGCAACCCAGGACCGGCGCUCCUGUCUGCCUGUCCACUUUGUGGUGCUCACCCACAUGUACAACUUCAUCAUGAACAUGCUCUGAAAUCUGAUGGGAUCAAACUGGUGAGGUCUGGACGGGUCACUCAGCUGAAUUAGGGAUUCCCUCUUCUCCCCCCAAAGGACCUCACACUCACUCCAUCAGGGCAAAUGUGGAGGAAGCACCCCUCCUCCCUGGUGCAUCUCACACACCACUGACUGAAUGGAAGUUUCCAGUCAAUCAAACCAAUGCCAAGAAUCCAUUUUAGCAUUUUGGAAGAUAAAGGGACAUUUCAUACAGGAAAAUAAAUUCUUUUUAAUGACUGUAGAUUGCAGUUUAUGAAAUUUUAUCUUAAAGAAAUGCCUGUAUAUAUUAUUUAUUGUAACUUUUUAAAUGUGGAAUUUUUAAUGCUUAAUAUCUUUUGUAUAUUACAAAUCCUAGAGGGUGUGUACAUCUCACUGUAAAGGAACUGGUUUAAAAAGUGUAAUUUUCUCAAUUACAACAUUGAACAACUGUUCAAGUGAAUUUGCUGUAGAUUGCCUUUAGAAAGUUAUUUUUUCAAAGGGUACAGACCUUUUUAUUGCCAUGCUGUAAAAAUGAAGUAAACGCUGGGCUGGGCGUUUGAGUCCCGCCCGAUGAGUGGAUGAGACUUGGCCCUCUGUUUGCUUUGGCUCUGGGGUCUCUCGCACAGUGACUCAGUGAGCUCUUAAGAGGAAAAAAUAAAAGGUACAUUGUCAGAUUAUAUAUUUUAUAUAACAGAUUUAGGUAACUGUGUGUGGAUAUGUGUACAUAUAAUUGUGUGCCGCUACUGAUGGUGCAGCUUCUGUUUUAGGAAUAAAGUGCAUCUACCUUA